This is a messenger RNA of Brassica rapa (field mustard), 1996 nucleotides long. RefSeq lists its product as uncharacterized. The record is from RefSeq and is a predicted model, not a curated record. Lineage: Eukaryota; Viridiplantae; Streptophyta; Magnoliopsida; Brassicales; Brassicaceae.
GUGUUAUAUAAGUGUUUCACUUAAACAAAUUUUUGACUUCAUAAUCAGUCUAAGACAUUUAAUAGGGGUUAUAUAAGUGUUAUUCAAACCGCAAAACGUUGUUUUCGGUUUAAAAACCCUACUUCCUCGGAAAAGUCUCAGAAUAUUCCGAGGAAAUUCCAAGGAAAAACAAGUGUUCCUCGGAAUAUUCCGAGGCUUUUCCGAAGAAACAGAAACCCUAAAAGCAAAGCCCUGAAUCGUCGGAAAAGUCUCGGACUAUGCCGAGGAAAUUCCGAGGAAAUAUGAUUUCUUCGGUAUUUCAUCGGUAUAUUCCGAGGAAAUUCGUCGGAAUAUUCCGAGGAAAUUCGUCGGAAUAUUCCGAGGAUCUCAUUUUCCGUCAGAAUGUCCGUCAGAAUUACGAUGUUUUCUUGUAGUGUUAUACUAUGAAUACAAUUUAGUAUAAUUAGUAUAAAGUUUAGGAUAAGUGGAGUAGUAAGUAUAAAUGUUAGCAUAUAGCGUAUAGAGAGGCAGUUAGAUUAAUCAUAUGCUAAUUAAGCAUAGCUGCGCGUAAUCCGAAAAAUCUAAAAAAUGGAAAUUUCUCUUACUUCCCGACUUCCCUAAAUUUUCUCAGGUCGGAAAGUUCUAUGCCACCUUGUCAAGUUUAUGUCUUAUAAAAUAGAGGACAAAGUAGUCCAACUUGUGAGUAAAGAGAUAAGGUUGAUGAGGGGCCAAACAAUCUUUAGUAUAUAAGAAAGAACCAGACUCUUUACAAGGAAGAAGCGAGAUAUGAUUAUGAUGAUGUCUCUCCCCAAAAUGAAAAUAUCUUGUCUGCAUCCUCAAGUUCAUUUGAGCAGUAGCAGUUUAUUAGCAGCCACUGAGGUGCUUCCGAGCUUAAGCAUAAGGAACAGAACAUCAUAUCUCGUUCGGUGCGUAUCAGCAAGAAGAAGAAGAUUAACGUCGAAAAGUAUCAGAAGCCUUGAAAAGGCACAACCUUUGGGUCUGGAGAAAGCAUAUGCGCUUGUGAGUGGUGUCUCUGUAAGCUUGGUGAUGGCGUUGGUAUUGGGAGCGGAUGCAGAGAGGGCGAUGGCAUUAGGUCCGGAAGGUCCUUUGAUGGAAGAGUUUUGGGACAACGUGAGAAGGUACGGUCUUUACGCUCUCACCGUCAGCACGGGAGCACUCUCCGCGGUCUUUGAGCCCAUCUUCGAACUCCUCAAGAACCAAUUCUCCGCCGUUCUCAUCUUGAUCAUCUUAGGUGGAAGCUUCUAUAUCCUCUCCCAAGUUGUCUCAUCCAUGGUUGGUGUCAACGAAUUCGUUUACGAAUACGGAUAUUGACUCUAUUUCAUUAAUACUCUGUUUUACAUCUCAUGGUGGUCAUCGAUAUUUGGUUUUGUUAUUACAAUCAAUCAACUAGGUAGAUACAUUUUAUUUGAUAUAAAAGCACCAAAAGUUGUACAUGUUAAAGGGUCUUUGAAAUAUGGAGACAAUAUGGUUACAAAUCUUUCUUUUUAAUUGUACUUGUGAGAAUCAUCAGGCCUUCCAGCGACGUAGUCCAUGAUUCCCUCUCCGGUUGCUUCAUCUGAAAGCUGUUGAAAGCCACCGAAGGUGAUUGCUAUGGCCAAGAAGGCGGCCGUUGACGCAAACAGUGGCCAGAAAUAAGCUAAUAUGUCCAGAACUCUGGGUGCUGCGUACACGAGGGACGACAUAACUACGCUCACAAUGAUUGCGACCAUGAAAUGGAAUUUGUAAUCCAUCAGCCUUGCUUGAAUAUCCAUUACUUGUUGAUGGGGGGAGAGAAAGGGAGAGGGAGAAUAUGAGAGUUGCUGGAACCAAAACUCUGAUAAUUGCAACUUGCGAGGAAGGAGAUAUUGAGAUGGUUUUAAUGUCAAAAGCAUGUAUGUUUUGGCUUUGUUGUUGAUCAACGCAUGUUCUCAAGUCAUGUUCUUUAGUGGGCUGUUUGUGUGCUUGGUGAAGAUUCCCUUGUUUUCCAUUAAUUUAACCAACUAUUCAUGAUACUUUA